AUGUGGCCGCAUAUGCUCAUCCCAUCCGGCUUCAAUGAUAAUCACAGCUUUCCGUUCACCCAGCUACGUCAACAUAUAGGGGAGACUGAGUGGGCGAGGCGCGAGAAGGAAUUUUACAGCCCGUCUAAGCUUGAGGUGUCUGCAGAGCGGAAAGUAAUGGAGUUAGAUAAGUACCAAAAGGCCCUGGAGAAGUUGGAGCAGAUCAAAUCGCUUGUGGAUAACGGGGAUAUAACAACGCAAGGAUUUGUUUACUAUGCUGUAAAUCAGUCGGGUUGA
Penicillium hordei is the source of this 276-nucleotide messenger RNA. RefSeq lists its product as uncharacterized. Bases 1 to 276 code for a protein of 91 amino acids. The record is from RefSeq and is a predicted model, not a curated record. The transcript has a single exon. Lineage: Eukaryota; Fungi; Ascomycota; Eurotiomycetes; Eurotiales; Aspergillaceae.